This is a messenger RNA of Neltuma alba, 1381 nucleotides long. RefSeq names its product splicing factor 3B subunit 4. The transcript has 9 exons. Lineage: Eukaryota; Viridiplantae; Streptophyta; Magnoliopsida; Fabales; Fabaceae. The coding region runs from base 87 to 1199 and encodes 370 amino acids. Gene Ontology annotation, molecular function: RNA binding. Gene Ontology annotation, cellular component: nucleolus; precatalytic spliceosome. Gene Ontology annotation, biological process: positive regulation of mRNA splicing, via spliceosome. The record is from RefSeq and is a predicted model, not a curated record.
CUUGUUGGGGUUACAGAGUCCGUACCUUGUGGUUACUGGAAAUCGAGAAAGGAAGAGCCGGAGAGGGGGCUUCUGUGUAGGGUGUGAUGACGACUCGAAUAGCGCCCGGUGUAGGGGCAAACUUGCUGGGUCAACACUCCGCAGAGAGGAAUCAAGAUGCGACUGCUUAUGUUGGCAAUCUCGACCCCCAGGUGUCCGAGGAGUUACUAUGGGAGCUAUUUGUUCAGGCAGGUCCAGUUGUUAAUGUCUAUGUUCCCAAAGACAGAGUGACUAACCAACAUCAAGGUUAUGGUUUUGUUGAAUUCCGGAGCGAAGAAGAUGCUGACUAUGCCAUCAAGGUUCUUAAUAUGAUUAAGCUUUAUGGAAAACCAAUACGUGUAAAUAAGGCUUCCCAAGACAAAAAGAGCUUGGAUGUGGGAGCAAACCUUUUCAUUGGAAACCUUGAUCCUGAUGUGGAUGAGAAACUCUUGUAUGAUACGUUUAGUGCCUUUGGAGUAAUUGUUACUAAUCCCAAGAUCAUGAGAGAUCCUGAAACAGGAAAUUCCCGUGGAUUUGGUUUCAUUAGCUACGAUUCAUUUGAGGCAUCUGAUUCAGCUAUUGAGGCAAUGAAUGGACAAUAUCUUUGCAAUCGUCAAAUAACAGUGUCUUAUGCAUACAAGAAAGACACCAAAGGGGAAAGGCACGGCACUCCAGCAGAAAGAGUUCUGGCUGCCAGCAAUCCAAGCGCCCAGAAAAGCAGGCCUCACACUUUGUUUGCCAGCGGACCUCCAACACUGCCCAAUGUUCCUCAGGCUAAUGGUGCCAUCGCUGCUCAGCCUCCUCGUCCCUAUGCUAAUGGAGUUGCUCCCCCUGCUAUUCCCGCUCUUCGACCGCCACCUCCUCAAGCUGCACCAUUUCCACCUAUGCCAGUAGCCCCUCAACAAGCAUGGCAUCAGCAGCAACCAGGUCAAUCAAUUCCACCGCCUGUAAUGCCUCCGCCUCCAAUCCAGCAGCAGUUCAGGCCACCUCACUCGAGUAUGCCGCCCCCUCCUCCUCCGCAAGCCAUACCAGCUCCCCCAAGGCCUCUUCCACCACCAGCUGCAAUGACAGGCCAGCAACCUGUUUGGCGUCCACCGCCGCCUCCUCCACCACAGCAACAGGGCAUGCGGCCCCCUUCAUUUCCUCAAUCCUCCAUGCAGCCGCCGCCUCCUCCGAGUUGAAGAGAUUCUGCCCUUCGGGAAUUCUCAUUCUAUUGGUUUGGAAGUUCUCCUUCUAGAUUUAUUAGUUGUAGGAUGUUAUGUUCCUCGACUACUGCGGGGAAGAAUGAUCGCACAAUAGAAGACAGUAUGAUUUUUGGUUUAUUACAUAUAAUAUAAUGUAUUUCUCAUGCUUCGGUUUCAAA